Nipponia nippon (crested ibis) is the source of this 942-nucleotide messenger RNA. The record is from RefSeq and is a predicted model, not a curated record. NCBI's taxonomy places the organism in Eukaryota, Metazoa, Chordata, Aves, Pelecaniformes, Threskiornithidae.
AUGGUAACGACAGGUUUAUUUUUUUCAACUGUUCUGUUUUGUCUUCCAGGGUUUGGCAUGACCACCCCAGCCACCGUCGGAGGCAAAAUCUUUCUGAUAUUUUAUGGCCUUAUAGGAUGUGCAGGGACCAUUUUGUUCUUCAACCUGUUCCUAGAGCGCUUGAUCACUGUCAUAGCCUACGUCAUGAAGUCCUGCCAUGAAAGACAGCUGAGGAGGAAAGGGGUCCUCCCUCACAAUGGCCGGCGGGGCUCGGGGACCUCCGAGGUGGACAGCCUGGCGGGCUGGAAGCCCUCCGUGUACUACGUCAUGCUGAUUUUAUGUGUAGCAUCACUCAUCAUUUCCUGCUGUGCCUCUGCAAUGUACACACCGAUUGAAGGGUGGAGUUACUUUGACUCACUUUACUUCUGCUUCGUGGCCUUCAGCACCAUCGGUUUCGGUGAUCUGGUCAGUAGCCAGAACAUCAAGUAUGAGAGCCAAGGCCUUUACCGCUUUGGCAAUUUUGUCUUCAUACUCAUGGGGGUGUGCUGCAUCUAUUCCUUAUUUAACGUGAUCUCUAUUGUCAUCAAACAGUCCAUAAACUGGAUAUUAAAGAAGCUGGACUGCAGGUGCUGCCACAGAUGCCAAAGAAAAUUAUUUCGUUCACGGAGGAAUGUGGUAAUGCCGGGAAAUGUGCGUGGCCGGAGAAACAUCUCCAUCGAGACUGAUGUUAUCAAUGAGAGUGACACAGAUGGACGCCGGCUGUCAGGCGAGAUGAUCUCCAUGAAAGACUUCCUGGCCUCCAAUAAAGUCUCACUGGCCAUAAUGCAGAAACAGCUGUCGGAAACUGCUAAUGGCUAUCCAAGGCAAAUGAGCUCUAAUUCAAAGCAAAAUGGAUUCUCUGGUGGGGUUGGAGCCCUAGCAAUUAUGAAUAACAGACUGGCAGAGACAAGUGUGGAUAGGUAA